AUGUCUUGUUCCUAUUUUGUUAUACAUCUUGUUUUGUAUUGGAAACAUUCAUCCUUACCAUUCCUAUUAUGGGCCUCUGAUGCUGUAUCCAUUAUUGCUGGUUUAAUUUUGUGUUAUGCUGGGUUGUUUGGUAAGAGACAAGAAGGUGAAAAUGUCCAAUUUUUGGAGCCUCUUUUAAAAAUUAAUUCCAAUAAAAACAAUGUUGAUGAUGGACAAGAACCAAGUGUCGGUGGAGAAAGCGUAACUCCUUAUGGAAAUGCCAAUCUUCUUAGUAUCUUUACUUUCUCUUGGAUGGGUCCUUUGCUUGCACUCGGGUAUAGAAAAACACUGGACCUUGAAGAUGUUCCUCAACUUGCCAAUUUUGAUAGUGCUAGUGUGGUCUUUGCUCAUUUUAAAUACAAACUUGAAUAUGAUGGUAGCAGUGAUAAUGGAGGUCAGGUAAGGACACUCAAGUUGGUGAAGGCACUAAUUCUCUCAACAUGGAAAGAGAUUUUACAGACAGCUCUACUCUCCAUUAUAUGUACAAUGGCUUCUUAUGUUGGACCAUACCUUAUUGAUGCCUUUGUUCAGUAUCUCAAUAGCCCUUACCAACUAAAACAUAAAGGCUAUACAUUAGCUUUUAUUUUCUUUCUUUCAAAGCUCAUAAAGAGCUUCUCAGAGAGGCACUUGUUCUUUCAAUUGCGAAAGAUGGCAAUUAGAGUCCGUGCUGCCUUGUUUGCAACAAUCUAUAAGAAGGGUCUCAGGCUUUCAAGCCAAUCAAAACAGGUACACACUAGUAGGGAGAACAUUAAUUUGAUGAGUGUUGAUGUUGAGAGGAUUGCCUUUUUUAGUUGGUACUUGCACAAUAUAUGGAGGACUCCUAUUCAAAUUGUUUUAGCAUUGUUGAUUUUGUACAAGAGCCUUGGGCUUGCUUCACUUGCAGCUUCUAUUGCCACAAUGAUUUUCACAUUAGCAAAUGUUCCACUGGGAAAACUAGAGGAAAAAUUUCAUGGGGAAUUGAUGGACUCAAAAGAUCGAAGGAUGAAAAUGACAUCUGAGGCUUUGAGGAAUAUGAGGAUUCUCAAGCUCCAAGGCUGGGAGAUGAAAUUCUUGGAUAAGAUAAUUAAGCUCAGGAACUUCGAAACAAGUUGGUUAAAAAAAUUACUCUAUACAUCAGCUAUUAAUUCAUUUCUCUUCUUUUCUGCUCCCAUGUUUGUAUCCAUGAUUACUUUUGGGUUGUGUGUACUUAUGGGAAUUCCACUAGAGUCGGGGAAGAUUCUAUCUGCUCUUGCAACAUUUGAAAUAUUACAAGUGCCCAUUCGUAGUCUCCCAGAAACAAUCUCCAUGGUAGUUCAAACUAAAGUUUCUCUCAAUAGGAUAGCCUCAUUUCUCUGUCUUGAAGAUCUUCAUUCGACUAUAAUGCAGACACUUCCAAGAGAUAGUUCUAAAGUUGCAGUUGAGAUAGUCAAUGGGAAUUUCUCUUGGGACCUUCAUUCCCCAAAUGUUACAUUAAAAGAUCUUAAUUUUCGAGUGUAUCAUGGUAUGAGAGUGGCUAUUUGUGGCUCUGUUGGGUCAGGUAAGUCAAGCCUUCUUUCAUGCAUAUUGGGGGAGAUGCCAAACAUAUCUGGAGCCAUUAAGUUGAACGGGACAAAGGCCUAUGUUGCACAAUCACCUUGGAUACAGAGUGGCAAGAUAGUAGACAAUAUAUUAUUUGGUAAAGAGAUGGAUAAGAAAAAGUACGAGAUGAUACUUGAAGCAUGUUCAUUGAAGAAGGACCUAGAAUUGUGUGUCUUUGGGGACCAGACUAUCAUAGGAGAGAGGGGGAUCAACCUGAGUGGUGGGCAAAAGCAACGAAUACAGAUUGCACGUGCUUUGUACCAUGAUGCUGAUAUUUAUCUACUGGAUGAUCCUUUUAGUGCUGUGGAUGCCCACACAGGAACUCAUCUAUUUAAGGAGUGUUUGUUGAGAAUUUUGGGUUCAAAAACAGUAAUUUAUGUUACUCACCAAGUAGAGUUUUUAGCUUCUGCUGAUCUUAUACUGGUUAUGAGAGAUGGAAGGAUUACACAAGCAGGAAAGUAUGAAGAAAUUCUUAGUUCAGGAACUGACUUUAUGGAAUUAGUUGGUGCACAUAAGAAAGCUUUGGCAGAACUUAAUUCUAUCGAACAAGGGGCUACUUUGGAUAAUUUAAUUAAUGGUGAGGAAGAUUGUAAUAUGCUAUAUAGUGAGAAGCAUGUUCAAGAUGAUGAGGAAAGGAAACCCCAAAAUGACAAAAUAGAAAAAGUGGUUGGGCAAGAAGAGCAACUUGUCCAAGAAGAAAAGAGAGAAAAGGGCGAAGUUAGCCUUUCAGUCUACUGGAAAUAUUUUACUGCUGCAUAUAAAGGGGUUUUUGUACCAUUGAUAUUGUUGGUACAAAUUCUUUUUCAGGUUCUCGUAAUCGUCAGUAAUUACUGGAUGGUAUUGGCUACUCCUAUUUCAAAGGAUGUGAGACCCCAUGUUAGAGGCUCUACUCUCAUAUUUGUUUAUGUUGCUUUGACCCUUGGAAGUUCUCUUUGUGUACUUAUAAGGUCCAUGCUCAAUGUAAUUGCUGGAUUCAAGACAACUACUCUACUCUUCAACAAAAUGCAUUUUUGUAUUUUUCGUGCUCCCCCAUCAUUUUUUGACUCUACUCCUAGUGGAAGGAUUCUAAAUCGGGCAUCUGUAGAUCAAAGUGCAGUUGAUACAUUUAUUCCACAACAAAUUGAAGAACUUCUUGUCUCAUUCAUAGAAUUUCUAGGAACUGUUGCAGUAAUGUCACAGGUGGCAUGGCAAAUGUUAAUAAUUUUUAUUCCGAUGACUGUGAUAUGCAUUUGGUAUCAGGUAAUUCUAUAGCCAAUUUCAUUUUUCAUUAUU
This is a messenger RNA of Telopea speciosissima, 2868 nucleotides long. Its product is annotated as ABC transporter C family member 3-like. Gene Ontology annotation, molecular function: ATP hydrolysis activity; ABC-type transporter activity; ATP binding. The record is from RefSeq and is a predicted model, not a curated record. Gene Ontology annotation, cellular component: vacuolar membrane; plant-type vacuole. The transcript is spliced from 4 exons. Lineage: Eukaryota; Viridiplantae; Streptophyta; Magnoliopsida; Proteales; Proteaceae. Gene Ontology annotation, biological process: transmembrane transport. The coding region runs from base 1 to 2847 and encodes 948 amino acids.